UGCGGGUAAUCUGAGGUCGCAAUUUUCAAGUGUCCUGCCUUUUCAAUGUGCUGCCUCGCUUUAUCUCCUUGUGAAUUAUACUUUCCCGGCUUCCCGCCGAAAAAAUGAAACUCAAACAUGGCCGAUAGUUCAAAAAAUUCAUCUCUGGUUCUCCGACACUGUAAAUACGGCAAACAAUGCUACAGAAAGAACAAAAGUCAUUUUAAAGAAUUUUUCCAUGUAGAAAAAACUGGAGAGCAGAACGAUGCCAGCUGCGAUGCGCCCUCGGAACCAUUGAGCAAGAAAAGGAAAGUCACAACAUCACCCGAAAAUGAUGGUAAAGAAUCUUACACCCAAGAAAACUCUAAACAUGAUUUUAUCAAAGAAAAAUUUGGUAUAAAUAUGCCUCAGGAUUUCUAUGAUCUUUGGGAACUCUGUAAAGAAUGGAAUCCACACAAACCUCAAGAUGCACUCAAGGACGUAAAUCUUGAACUGGUUGGUCCCUAUGAUGUAUUGAUGGACAGGAAAUUCAAAACAAGGGAUGAAAACGAAGGACUUUGUCUCCACUACAGAUAUUUCUAUGACCCUCCUGAAUUUGUUACAGUUUUGAAAGGUGAUGACUCUCUUGGGUUUCAUAUUGGCUACUAUUGUGAUCAUCCAGGUGAUAAACCAGUCUUGUUAGCUUCCAAUGAGGCAAAAAAGAGUUACGAGUUCAAAGUUCUUGGUGAUAACAUAUUUGCUGCUAUAAGCAAUAGUAUUAAAACUGCAAGCAAAGCAAGAGGCAAAAAGAAAGCAGCGGAUAUACAAGCAAAAAUUAAAUUCAAAGCUCAAGAAAGAAAUUUGAAUUUGGACAAAAAUACUUUGCCCAUGAAGGCUAGGAAUAGUAAAGUUGGCAAAACAUUUCAUAAGAUGGGAAUUGUGGUCCCGGUUGAUGACAUGGGAGUUGGCUAUCGAGAUCUCCAAAUUUCAAAUGCUGAAUUGAAAUCAAUGUUGACCAACAUUGUUGAUGGAAACAGACGUGAGUCACUUUUAGAUGAAUUGCAAGAUAUUAUCACUAUUCAAUUUGCCAAUGAUGAGUGUGAUUAUGGAAUGGGUCUAGAACUGGGCUUGGAUCUCUUUUUGUUUGGUCAUGAAUUAUUUGAGAGAAAAGCCUCGAUGUUAUUGACAUUGGCCUAUGAAUUACUUGGCAAGUCAUUCUUUGGAAAUUGUGCCGAAGAGCACAUCAAAAAACGCAACAAAAGUACAUUGUAUAUAAAUUUAGCACAGUCUUGUUGACUUACCAGUCAGAAAUUUGAGUUUGGGCCAAAUAAUACUCGUGACAUGUUUAUGGCUAUUCAUUCAAAAUUGGUAGUUGUUGUCUCAAGGCAUUCUACAACAUACACUUAGUGGUACAUUCAAUUCAUAUUUUCUUCAGAUACACAAUGAUGUGCACAAAGGCAGAUUGUAUUUAAAAAUGCUGAUAAUGACCAGUAAAACUAACCUAAUUUGCUUUACACAUCUACAUCAUGAUGUGUUUACAUAGAAUGGAUUUAUCAAAUCAUUCACGCAAUUUACAUUAGGUAACAUCAACUUUUGAUUUUGUUCAAAUUAAUCUUCAAAGAAAAUGUAAUACUGCUCGUUUCAUUCGACCUUCUUAAGCAAUGUACACCAAUAACAAAUAUAUUAAUUUUACAAGAAUCUAAGAACUACAGAUAGGUAUGAAAUUUAAUAAAAAAGAUAUUUAAAUGUG
Molecule: messenger RNA, 1708 nt
Organism: Xenia sp. Carnegie-2017
Lineage: Eukaryota; Metazoa; Cnidaria; Anthozoa; Malacalcyonacea; Xeniidae
Product: histone PARylation factor 1-like
Biological process (GO): regulation of protein ADP-ribosylation; DNA damage response
Cellular component (GO): nucleus
Molecular function (GO): histone binding; poly-ADP-D-ribose binding
Source: RefSeq, a predicted model, not a curated record